AUAUUUUCAUCACUAACCCCCCCCCCCCUCUCUCUCUCUCUCUCUCUCUCUCUCUGUGAUGGAAAAUUACCCAACAUUCUUUUCUUCAUCCACAUCGCCUGCUCCUUCUUCCUUGUCAUUGAACAUGGGAAACCCAGCUCAUCAUGCUUACAAUAGUACUGAUCUUCGCCAAUUCCAAAGUAGUAAAUCAUCGAAUGGGUUCUUAGGGCUGAUGUCAGAGAUGGGGGCUUCAAACAACAUGAUUAAGAACAAUUUUAGUUCUCAGGGAAAAAGCGUCGGAGGAUCUGGAACUAGUGCGCCAACUGUGAGAUUAGGGAUGAAAAAAGGAGAUCAGAAAAAAAUAAGAAAGCCGAGAUAUGCUUUUCAAACAAGGAGUCAAGUUGAUAUACUUGAUGAUGGAUAUAGAUGGAGGAAGUAUGGUCAAAAAGCAGUGAAGAACAACAAAUUUCCAAGAAGCUACUACCGAUGCACGCAUCAGGGCUGCAAUGUGAAAAAGCAAGUUCAAAGGUUAACGAAAGAUGAAGAAGUCGUUGUGACAACUUAUGAAGGCAUGCAUUCUCAUCCCAUCGAGAAGAGUACUGAUAACUUUGAACAUAUUUUGAGCCAGAUGCAAAUCUACACUUCAUUUUAAUUAGUUAUAUGUCAAUGUGCACUGCGUAAAGAGACAUAUAAUAUUUUACAUGCAAGCUGUAGUUUGUGAAUAAUUGUGUAGUUUAAUUUGUAACAAAAAUAAAAUGUACGCAUACGCGUCAGGAAUUUAGAUUUCACACUAUUAAUUUCAGGUUUUAUUCUAUCA
Molecule: messenger RNA, 796 nt
Organism: Pyrus x bretschneideri (Chinese white pear)
Lineage: Eukaryota; Viridiplantae; Streptophyta; Magnoliopsida; Rosales; Rosaceae
Product: probable WRKY transcription factor 75
Exons: 2
Coding region: 59-631 (190 amino acids)
Biological process (GO): regulation of DNA-templated transcription
Molecular function (GO): DNA-binding transcription factor activity; sequence-specific DNA binding
Source: RefSeq, a predicted model, not a curated record